UUUAUUGUUUGAUGCAAUGGAGUACAAGGUUGUUGAACCAGCAGCUGAAAAGAAAUAUCACUUCUUCAAUAUCUUACAUGAAGAAGAAGAAGAAGAAGAAAACAGAGGAUUGCGCAUUCCAAGUGAAAAUUCGAGGAUAAAAGAGGAGGGCUCUUCUAGUCAAGAGAAGUUUGCUGCAGAAGGAGCAGUCCCAAGGAAAGUCAUGUCUUUCAAUUCCCCCUUUCCUUUCUUCUGGACCUCUAUUAAGUCCUCCAACGUUUCUGGAAGCAGAUUUUGUAUGGUGACUUGAUAAAUCAUGCAUGCCAAUAUAUGCUGUUGAAGUAAAGGUUUUAUGAACACUGGGAACUCCGUUUUUAAUUAUACAUCUACGUUUUACAGACAAUACAAAUUUGCAAGAGAACAUCUUGCAGCUGAGGUAACAAAUCCAUAUGGCGUGGCCGUCUUGCUACAAAAUGAGGAAGGUCUCAGUUGGGAGGUUCUUGUCAAACCAGCUGGACGUAAAUACACAUUUGGUGCAGGGUGGAAACACUUUUCCACAGACAACAAGCUGAAAAUUGGUGAUUGUGUGAUUUUUGAACUCAUUGAUAGACUUCCAGAUUCAACUUUUGCAAUGAACUUCCAUAUCUGUCGCAUUCCGGUUCCCGUUCCUUCUCCAUUUCCUGCACAAGAAAGAAAGAGAUGUGGGAAGGCAUGUGAAAAUUCAACGAUAAGAAAGGAUUGGUUACAUUCACCUCAUCGUAAUACCAGAUUGAUAAUAAUAUAUGUAUUUCAAUUUCCAGAGAAGUUUGCUUCAGCAAUCGCAUUUGAGAGCAAAGUCAAUUCUUUCAGUUCUCCCUUUCAUUUCUUCCGGACCUCUAUGAAGCCUUCCAGCGUUCUCCGUAUGUAUAUACCGGUUAAAUUUGCAAGAGAACAUCUUCCAACAAAAUGUGGGGAAGAAAGAAUGGAUCAUGUCUUACUACAAAAUGUGGAAGGCCGCAGUUGGGAGCUUCGUGCCAGCUUAAGCGGAUGUGAAAACUACUAUUUACAUAGAGGCUGGAAAAAAUUUGCCACGGACAACAAGCUGAAUAUUGGUGAUUGCUUGCUUUUUGAACUCAUUGGUAGACUUCCGGAUGCAACAUUUGUAAUGAUCUUCCGUAUCUCUCGAAUUCCAGUCUUUGUUGACGAUGAUUUGGAUGAUGAAUGAAGUGGCUCUUCGGCCAGGGGUAUCAAAUGUUUUUACUGAACUACU
Molecule: messenger RNA, 1228 nt
Organism: Papaver somniferum (opium poppy)
Lineage: Eukaryota; Viridiplantae; Streptophyta; Magnoliopsida; Ranunculales; Papaveraceae
Product: B3 domain-containing protein REM9-like
Exons: 4
Coding region: 332-1183 (283 amino acids)
Molecular function (GO): DNA binding
Source: RefSeq, a predicted model, not a curated record